Molecule: messenger RNA, 1680 nt
Organism: Solea senegalensis (Senegalese sole)
Lineage: Eukaryota; Metazoa; Chordata; Actinopteri; Pleuronectiformes; Soleidae
Product: synaptotagmin-5
Exons: 5
Coding region: 36-1550 (504 amino acids)
Biological process (GO): cellular response to calcium ion; regulation of dopamine secretion; vesicle fusion
Cellular component (GO): synapse; axon
Molecular function (GO): SNARE binding; phosphatidylserine binding; clathrin binding
Source: RefSeq, a predicted model, not a curated record
ACUGACUCCACUCACACAUCACGCUGUGAGGGGCCAUGUCGCAGUACACUCUGGGAGUUCACCUGCAGAUUCUGCUGGCCGUGGGUCUGGCCGUGUUCUGCUACUGUUUGGUCCUCGGUUGUAUCCUUUGCUGUCGAAGGAGGAAGAAUGUCUCAUCACAGGACAAGGAGGCCGCUUUUCUGUCUUCCCAUCCAGCUGAGACGGUGACUGUGACAUUGACUCCAUCUCCGUGUGCGCAGCCUGUUAAGCAGCAGUAUGAGGAGCUGGAUGGAGACGUGUUGGAGUUUCCUUCCUUUAAGAGCAGCUCCUCUCCUUCUGAGGAUGACGCUGCUGCUCUGCCCUUUGACCCGAGCCCGACCAGAUCGGCUGAGCUGGUGCACUCUGCUGGAUCAUUUUUCCCAAUGCGGCGCCUCAGCUCCCCGGCAGUUCCCUGCACACUCAGUAAACCUCAGAGUCAUGGCAGAGCCUCUUUGCCCUCCCUCACAAAGCUGAGCCUGGUGUCUAAAUCUCGUCGGGCAAUGGGUCGGCGUAGCACCGUGAGCAGUGAAAGUUUUCUUUACAGCGAGAGCAGUCGACUGAGUGCUGCUGCUGCCAAGGCCCCCACCCAGCAGCAUCAGCCUAGUGGAUCACAGUAUGGCUCUAACUCUCUCUCCAUCCACACAAAGCCGGCUCCUCUCUUGCACUUCUCCCUGCUCUUCUCCUCAGCCUGUGCCACCCUGCUGGUCAACAUCUUGGGGCUCUCAGGGGCCAAUCGAAGACGCAGCGGGGUGUUUGUCAGAGCCAGCCUCCCUCCACUCUGCCCUUCUCCUCAGCAGAUUGCCUCUCGACGUCGCAGCUUCAGCCCAGAUCUCCAGAGUCAGAGCUUUGUGCUGCAGGUGGGCUCUGUGGAGGAGCUGCGUACCUGCACACUGAGACUGGCCGUCUACAGCAGGGACUUCUCAGGCCUCAGGGAGGCUGUGCUGGGGGUCGUGGAGCUGUCCUGUGAGCAGAUGGACUGGGAGCCUGACAUCACCACCACCUACACCAGGCAGCUCACCCCAACUAAGAGCAAGUUGAAAAAGAGUGUCAGCUCUCAGGAAACGCUAGGUCACAGGAGGAGCUUGGUUGGUGUCCCACGGGCUUUGGGCCAACUCUUUAUCCUGCUGCAGUACCAGACGCUGGCCCAGCGCGUCAAGGUGAUGGUUCGAAAGGCUGAGAAUCUGGCCAAGCUCACACGGAUCCCUGGAGCUGCAGACCAUUAUGUUGUCAUCAACCUGCGUCAGGAUGGGAAAGUGAUUGGUACCAAGGAGACCAAAGGAGUCAGUGGUCCUAACCCCGUCUGGAAUGCUCCCUUUCUGUUUGACCUCCCCCCUGGUGACAUCACUCAGCUGCCGCUGGUCUUUGAAUUCAUCAUCAUGCAGGGCCGUCUCUACACAAAGAGCAGCGUUUUGGGUUGUGUGGUGAUUGGCAGCGACGCUCCUGAGCCAGGACAGGCACACUGGAAGGAAAUGUGCAGUCGAGGUCAGGUCGAAACGGCUCGCUGGCAUUCUAUCCAAUCAGAUAUGCUGUAAGAGCAGUGGACAGACUGUUGGACUGCACUAACCACCGCCCCCUUGUUAGUGUCCAAAAGGUGGAGCCAUUUCUGGGUGAUUUUAUUACUUUUUAAAAUUUGAAUUUAUUAUUAUUAUUAUUAUUAUUAUU